Molecule: messenger RNA, 1863 nt
Organism: Mytilus trossulus (common blue mussel)
Lineage: Eukaryota; Metazoa; Mollusca; Bivalvia; Mytilida; Mytilidae
Exons: 5
Coding region: 87-1796 (569 amino acids)
Biological process (GO): regulation of apoptotic process
Source: RefSeq, a predicted model, not a curated record
AUGUCACGAACCCUCAUAAUUAAAUUAAACGACGUCACUCACAGGUGCCCGUUUUUGCCGUAAUUGGCUUAUGUGACAAUCACGAAAUGGAGGAGCAAGAAAAAGCAGCUAUUGACAGAAACUACGAUUUAUUGAUAAAUAAUAUAAUAUUAACGGAUGAAUUUUAUAAUCAACUAAGAUGGAAUCAAGUUUUACCAGAAUCGAUGAUCGCUGAUGUUCAAGCAUGUAAGACAAAAGAAGACAGAAUAAAACAGUUGCUGCAUACCCUACAAUUACGAGGAUCUGAUGCUUUCCGGAAGUUACGUCAUGUACUUCAUAUCACUGGUCAUAACUUCCUAGCAGACCAACUGUAUGAAGAAGAUAACGACGUCAGUAUUAUCAAAGCUAACGAUCUGUUUAACAAGUUUCCAUCCAUCUUCAAUCAAGUCUGUGAUGAUCUGAAAAGUAAAUUUAUAAAAUACAUUGAAACAAAGGUAAAAGAAAAGGCCCUUGCAAAAUUUUGGAACAAGUUAUCACUGGAGAGAUUAGAGGGGCUAGAGAAUAAGAAGACAUGUUACCUACAGGAAAAAGACAUACGAGUUAAGCUUGAAAAUAGAAGAAAACAGGUCAGUUGCCUGAAGGAGGAACUAACAGACAUGGACGGAAAGUUAAGGAAGAGAGAACUGGAAAUUCAAGUUUUUGAAAGAGAAAGAGAUGAAACAAGAAAACGGUUCAAGACGGAGCUUGCAGUUCAAGCUAGAUUCAAUGCAGCAAAUAAUAGUUCGAUAAUUAGGCUUAGGGAGAAGUUCAUCUCAUUUAACGAAAAAGUUAAAAUCUUGAAUAGGCAAAUAGCAGAAUUCUUAUCAGUAAACGAAAAUUCAAACGACAACCAGGAUAACGAAAAACUUUCACGAUUAGAGCAAAAUGUGAAGACAAUACUUCACAUUGUAAAACAACAACAGGAUGCAGUAGAGAGCAAGACAACGGAACGUGAAUCAGUUCUCGCCCUUCUGAAAAAAUCAACUAACAAAUCAGAGCCUCUUUCUGAUAUUGUCAGACGAUACUUAGAAAGAGAGGAAAAAGGAAAAUCAGUUGUUAAUAGGGAGAUAGAGAAGCUGAUCGAAAUUCUACGUAAAUCAAAUAAACCUCAGUUGAAAAACAAGUCAAAUGCUGGUACGGACAUGAAACAUCUACGUAACAUGGUAGCGACUGUACGGGUUGAAGUGGAGCACCUUAAGAAAAAAUUGGAUUGGAAAGACGACCAAAUUACGGACUUAAUCAAAGAAACCAUGAUGCUUAGACAAUACCAAAAGACAAAGGAUCAUAACUCAGUCAGUGAAACCCUAAAAGGGGCCAUUGUAACCUCGCCUGUAUCAUCUCCGGAUUCUACGUAUGAAAUGCAGUUGGCAUACAAAAAGUUUGAUAACUAUCUGUCUAGUAACCCAGCACUUCCGAAUAGAAAUCGUCGCCGUGGGUCACUAGCAGAUGUUGACUUAGAACCAGACCCGGACGAGACAGACAUAUCUUUUGUCGAUAACAAAGAUUAUCUGGCGCCAACAUCACCACGUGUUAAGUUUCCUGAAUUAGAAUUGGCUAAAGGUGAGAGCACCCCUAGAUCUAAAGCGUUCUCCAGAAGGUAUUCUGUAAUGUCUGAACAAGAUCUAGCAACAAUAUUAGAAACUGACGACAAUGUAGAAUUUGAAAGGCUAAUGACAUUCAUUGCUAAGAAAACACAGCCAGCAAAAUUACCACUUAUCUGUAAAGAUGCAAUGUCAGUUGAUUUUUCACAGGAGUCAUUUGGAAACGAAAACAUUUAAAUCCUUGUUUUUAAACGAAAUAUUUUUUAUGCGUCCGGUUUUUGACAAGUGUUAUCAUUUCAAGUAU